Molecule: messenger RNA, 1197 nt
Organism: Ogataea parapolymorpha DL-1
Lineage: Eukaryota; Fungi; Ascomycota; Pichiomycetes; Pichiales; Pichiaceae
Product: RNA binding protein that negatively regulates growth rate
Exons: 1
Coding region: 1-1197 (398 amino acids)
Cellular component (GO): cytosol
Molecular function (GO): mRNA binding
Source: RefSeq, a predicted model, not a curated record
AUGACCGACCCUACAGCGCAACCUGAUUCCCCAGUGACACUACCCGACCCGCCAGAAAAUCCCGCAAAUACAGUUCCCUCACGCACACUAUGGAUGGGUGACAUCGAGCCCUGGUGGAACGAGGAAUUUAUCACCGACGUGUGGGCCAAAACAAACAAACGUGUUCUUGUGAAAGUUAUAAAGCCCCGCCAGAAUGCCCUUGUGCACCAAUUGGCACACUCUGGAUAUUGUUUUGUUGAGUUCGAGACUCCCGAAGACGCGAAAGAGGCGUUGAAGCUCAACGGAACCAUUAUUCCAAACACAACAGAUAAACUUUUCCGCCUCAAUUGGGCAUCUGCCGCGACCCUCAACUCGCAGAUAGCCCAGACCCCUGAAUAUUCGCUUUUCGUUGGAGACCUCUCACCCGCAACUACAGAAGCGCAUCUGCUCGCACUUUUCCAGACGCACUUCAGCACAGUGAAAACAGUGCGAGUCAUGACUGACCCGGCCACUGGCUUGUCACGUUGCUUUGGCUUCGUGCGAUUCUCGAGCGACGAGGACCGGCAAAAAGCUCUUGUCGAGAUGAACGGCAAAUGGCUGGACGGAAGACUAAUUCGCGUCGCUUUGGCCACUCCCAAACACCAAAAUCAACAAUUCCGGAAACACCAAAUCCCAAUGGAGCUUGAUCCUUACCACGCUCCAGGACUGCCCCCUAUUGGCUACUAUGCCGCGCCCCAACCGCCUCCCGCUUAUUCCGAUCCUACAAACACUACCGUCUUCGUGGGUGGACUGUCAAACAAUAUUACCGAAGCCACUCUUCUUUCGAUCUUCGAGCCGUACGGCCAGAUUGUCCAUGUGAAGGUGCCGCCUGGAAAAGGCUGUGGGUUUGUCAAGUUCACGCAGCGCACAGACGCCGAACGCGCAAUAGAGCAGCUUCAGGGAUACGUGAUUGACGGUUCGAGAGUAAGACUCAGCUGGGGAAGAUCCAACAGAAACCACUUGCUGGCAGCUCCUGGCCUUGCCGCCGGAAUGCCUCAACACCAGCCACACACUCAAGGGCCCCCACAAACACCAGGUAUGAUGAUGCCUGGGAUGGGUCCGCCAAUGUUCUACGAUCCAUACGCGGCAGAGUCUCAAUAUGUCGACCAGAAUGGCCAGUACAUGUAUGUGCCGCACUACGCUUCUAUGCUGCCCCCGGAAAAGACAGACGACAUGUAG